CUGGUGUCAAAAGUCUGGUGUUUCAAGUUUGCUUUCAGAAAGUUUGCUUUUGAAGCAUUUCCAUCAAUGGCCUAUAGAUGGGACUCUGUGCUAAUAUAAAGAAUGCAUAUUUCUCUUAAACGUCAUGAUUAUUAAAUGUAACAAACCACCAACAUAGCCAUUUAUGGGUUAUUAUCAUCAUUAUAUUACCUUCCACGGUGAUUUCAGAAACCACAUAUAUAUAACACCAAAGCAAGUACAUCACUUUAACUUCAUGACUCACAGGCAAUAAAUCGAAGUCUGGAGGCAUUGCUUCCUUAAUCUCAACCGGAAGGCAGCAGUAGGAGGAGAACUUUAACCGUUCAUAGAUUAACACCUACUACAUUCUGACAAAACCUCAGAGCAGAUGCUGAGAGAGUUUACAUCUACCAAAAUGGUUCUCUAUUGGACACUGAUGCUUAAAGUUUUCAUCCUGUUCGAAAAUGUUAAAGGCUGGAAUUCUUCUUCAGAUACAGUCACUGUGCCAGACGUCAUUGAACUCCAGGCUUUGGACAUGUGGAGGCUGGAGGUGAAGUGGAUGGUGAAUCAGAAUGAAGAACAAAGAAAUCAAACAUAUGAAAUACAAAUUGGACGCACAUCAAACAUGGAUAUUGUGGACAGACUGAAUGUAAGCAGAGGAUCACUGGAAACAGUUCACACACUGGUCUGGACCUCACAGCUCCCGCUGAACUGUGUCAAUCACUCUGUUAGAGUAAGACUCAUCUCCGGUGCUUCACCAUCCAGCUCUUGGAGUUCAUGGAAAACCAUCUAUGGUGAGAUGAACUUGGCCCACAAUGAAAUCAAGAUGUUUCCAGACGACCAGGUGCUUCGGGAGGGAUCCACGGUGAUGUUCUGCUGCAUUUUUCCCAAAGAGACACACAUCACCUCUAUGUUCUUCGGCAACAAUCCCUACAAAGUCAUCAACAUAAGCCCAAGGGUCAAAGCCAUUCAAGUGGAAAACAUCAAAGCCACAAAUUCAUUUGGUGUCAACUUCUACUGCGACAACAACAUUGAUGAGACGGCAUUUAACUUUGUCACCUUUCCUCCUGAGAAACCAUUCGAUUUUAAAUGUGAGACUGAAGACAUGAGACACGCAUACUGCUUGUGGAAAAUACACAGAGCUCCUAACCUACUAGGCAACCAGAAAAGAAAAUACACAUUACAAAUCAGUGACUCCAAGUCUGUCAGCUGUGAUGUGGAAGGCACAGAUCCUGCCUCCUGUGGAUUUGAUGUCAUCCCACAUCAGAUCACCUACAACAUCACAUUAUUUGUGACAAACAGUUUGGGGCAAGAGAGUGAGACAUACAUAUUCAGUAUCACAGACAGAGUUUUUCCAGUCCCUAAGCAUCUUGAAGUGACUGCAGGUGUGUUUGAUUCAUUGGUGAUCUUGCAGCUGAAUGGGAAUUUCAAAGGACUUCUUCUGAUAUGCCAGACUGAACUUGAACCAGGAGGGAUAAUACAGGAUUUAGAUAAGAAUGGAUCUGACUCAAUGCAGUCUUACGCAUUCAGACUGCAGCACCUGAAGCCCAGCACGCAGUACUCUGUUAGGGGGCGCUGUGCAGUACAGGGGAAUGACUGGGGCCGAUGGACAACACAAAGACUAUUCAUCACAGAGCCUCUAGUGACCAUAGAUCUGUGGAGCCAAAUCCGGGACCAUCCCAAUCGCACCAUCAUUCUGCUGUGGAAAACAGCCAGCAGUGACUCAGAGUCAUAUAUCAAUGCCUAUGAGGUGUGUGUGAGCUACAGAAACACAGAGAGGAGCGUGUGCAUGAACGUCACACAGACACAUGUGGAACUAAUGAGAGAGAUCAAUAUGAGUGACAUCACUGUGAGGGCCGUCAUUCAGUCUGGCUUAUCUGAACCAGCCCACAUCACUAUUCCUUCAGGCCAUACAGACAGCAUGCUGAGAGAAAAGAGGAUUAUGGGGAAUGAAAAGGGAUUCCAGUUGACCUGGAAGAGGGACUCGGCUGCCACGUGUGGUUACACCAUAGAGUGGUGCAUGCUGGGUAUUGCACUCCCCUGCAGCCCAGAGUGGAGAAAAGUCCCAGAUAAUCAGACCUUCUUAAACCUGACUGCAGGGGAUUUUAAAGCAGGAGUUCAAUAUGCAUUUGAAAUCUAUGGCUGUAGCGCUGAUGGACCCAGACGUCAUGAGAAACAGAUCGGAUACUUAAAAGAACAGAAGCCCACACAGCGCCCAACACUGGACUCUAGCCCAAACAUAACAUGGUCAUCUGUAGAGCUGAAAUGGAGUUUCAAUGAGAAGGAUCCAAGUCACGCUGGAUUCAUCACUGGAUAUGUGAUUACAAUACAAGACUAUUCAGAGGCCGGCUCUGAUCUCAGUUCCUUCAGAGUGUCAGUGGAUGAUCCUCACAGCAAGUCUUGGACAGUCAGUGGUCUUGAGGAGGACCAGCUGUACACAUUUCAGCUGGCAGCGUGUACGUCUGCAGGCUGUGGACCGGAGACCACCGCCACCUUCAGAACCAGACAGAACUAUUACCUGCUGCUGGUGAAGGUUCUGGUUCCUCUCCUGGUUUCGAUCGGUUGUUGUGUUUGUCUGUGGUCAUACAGAAACCUGAUAAGAGGCUUUCCAAAAGAAACAUUCAGCUUUCUGCACAUAAAAGCACUGGACCUGGAUGAAGAUCUUUAUGAAGCGAGUGAAAAGAUCCGUACUCUGAUGAUAGAGGACUGUGAAUGGUGUGACGUUGAGAUUUUAGACGUGCAACCCAUCCCAGCAGAGAAAGCAUGGUUGACGUCUGUAGAAGACCCGAAUUGUUCAUUCAUUUCUCCUAAAGUCACGCUCCCAUCCUGUCAUCUUACCACAGACGUAUGGCUAGCCACAAAUCUCACAAACUUUACUUACGUGUCGUCUGUGCAACAAGAUGUGCCUUCAGAGGAGCUGAAGACAGAAGCCACAACUCAGGGGUCAGAGAUCGCGGACUUUUCGAGUGACUAUGUCACUUCCGUAGCCACAUAAUUCCUGAAAAUGCAGUGUUGUAACCUUUUAUACACGACAAAGAGAGCAAGCCAGAGCUGUUGAUCUUAUCACAUUCAGCAAGAUCACAACAUCCUCAUGUCACCGUGUGUGUGAGGGGCCCCGCUUCCUUCUGCAAAAACAACUUUUAAAGACAAGAAGUGUUGUGAAAUGCGACUGCAGAGAUUUUGCAAUAUCUUUCAGGUGCUUCAUCUUGGUUUUGCAUGUUAUGCUAGACCUUUCUAGGCAAAACUGUACAAAAUGUUCUCUCUCAAGGGAAAACACAUUCUGGAGGGGACAUUUAUGGGUAACCCUUUGUGAUACUGUAUGUAUCAUAAAUUAAAAAUGAACAAUUUUACAGUUAAGAACUUGAUAUGUUUAAAAAUGUACUUUAACAUUUGAAAAUUUGGGACUGGAAUUAUUAUUAUUUUUUAUAUUAGGUUCACAAAUGCUGUUUUUUUUAUUACCAUAAUAUUUAUAUUUUAUUAUACAGUUUUAUUCAAAAUUUGUUAAAAAAUAUUUACACUUGUUCUACCAAGGCUGAAUUUAUUUGAACAUAAAUAUAGUAGAAACAGUAAUAUUAUCAGUGCUGUCAAAGGAUUAAUCGCAUCCAAAAUAAGUUUUUGUUUACAUAAUAUGUGUGUGUACAGUGUAUAUUUUAUGUAUAUAUAAAUAAAAACACAUGCAUGUAUACACUUAAGAAAAAUAUGUAUAUAUUAAGUAUAUUUGUAUAUAUCAAAUAUAAUAAUAUACAUGUAAUUAUUUUAAAAAUACACAAUGUGUUUAUGUUUAUAUAUGCAUAAGUACAAAAAUAUAUUAUGUAAACAAAAACCUUUAUUUUGUAUGCAAUGAAUCAGUUGACAGCACUAAAUAUGUAGUUUAUUUGAAUUUAUUUAAAAAUAUAAUUUUUGAAUUUUCAGCAUCAUAAUUUCUCAUGAUCGUUCAGAAAUCAUUCUAAUAUGCUAAUUUGCCACUCAGGAUACAUUUCUUAUCAAUGUUAAAAACUACUGCUUCAUAUUUCUGUGGAAGCCUUGGCGUUUUUAUGAAAUAUAAAUCUUUUGUAAAAUUAUAAAUGUCUUAGGUAUGUCAGACGUGAUGUCAUUUCUAAUCCAUGUAAUGCAUCCUUGCUGAAUAAAUGUACUAAUAAAAUGCAUAU
Molecule: messenger RNA, 4145 nt
Organism: Carassius gibelio (silver crucian carp)
Lineage: Eukaryota; Metazoa; Chordata; Actinopteri; Cypriniformes; Cyprinidae
Product: leukemia inhibitory factor receptor
Exons: 17
Coding region: 386-2992 (868 amino acids)
Biological process (GO): cytokine-mediated signaling pathway
Cellular component (GO): signaling receptor complex; external side of plasma membrane
Molecular function (GO): cytokine receptor activity; cytokine binding
Source: RefSeq, a predicted model, not a curated record